AUGACUUCCAAAACCUACAUCGUUGAGCAUCUCGAUGAUGAACUCGGCCCAUGGUCUGAGUUGGAAUAUGUGACCAUCGCCAAGGAGUCCCACCAGGCAGGUGCAAAGUUCUGUUUAUCAUCAGUUCCUCCUUCUUUGGUGUUGCCGGAGGCCUUGAAGGUUGUACCAGGUUUCACAGCAGAUGGCAAUAGCGUGGAAACAAUUUAUGCCAACGAUAAGAGCAGAGUGUGCUUGUUGGAUCCCUCAGCCGCCAAGGAAUUGAGGCCGGAGGACGGAGACACCUUUGAUGUCUUCCUGUUUGGUGGUAUUUUAGGGGACGAUCCACCACGAGAUAGAACAUCCGAAUUGAGGAAGAAGGGGUUCGAGGGACGACGUCUUGGUCCAAAGCAGAUGACUACAGAUACCGCAGUUAGAGUGACGAGGCUUGUGGCGCAAGAGAAAAUCCCACUGGAGAAAAUCGAGUACAUCGACUAUCCUGAGCUUCGCAUCAACAAAAAUGAGAGCACAGAAAUGCCAUUCCGUUAUGUCAAAGGAGCAAAUGGGGAAUCGAUUAUGCCAGAGGGCAUGGUCGAGCUGAUCAAGAAGGAUUCUGAGAAGGGCUUCGCUGAUCUCUUCUGAGUUGUGAAGAUUUCGGGACGCUGCAUGUUGUGAAGCCACAGCGAGCUUCCUCUGAUAAUGAAAGCCCGCUUCGUACUAGCAAUUAUCAAGAGGCGAUCCGCCACAUGUAACGCCGAACAUGUUGACAGAGAAGUGUGAAGCUUACUGCAGUACCUUGAGCUCAACUGAGCGCCGCGUCGAUGGUCAAAAUGAGAGAGAUGAUGUAGAUGGAAACAUAUUUUGCAUUUUGACGAAUUCUGCGAUAGGGAUUUGGAUGUCGUGAUCAGUUAUUUAGUUGAUAUUGGGAGCUUCCAAAAUUGGUGCCACCAGUACUACUUCUGACAUUCCAUAAAAAGAAAAGGUUUCGUCAGGCCAAAUGUCUGUUGCGGCAGAAGCUGUCAAACGGCUCGACCAGCGACAGUCCUGGAAUUGUCCCGAUCCUUGGGACGCACCUGUAGAUCUCCUAGAAGUUGGUAAUUCUUUCUCAAAACACCGGGCAGGAACUGAACGCUCUAUCACCCAGCAAGUCCAAAACAGGAUGCCGUCCAAUGCCAAGUCUGUUGAGUAUCUCUCGAAGCUUAUCUAAAGGCAAUCAUAUCGAUCUCUGACUAAGAAGACUUCUCGAAAGGCUUCAAUCUGUUCGGUCUCGAGCUGAUCUGUCUGAUGGAUGGGAUUUGCGCUUAGAAACAAGGUUUCCCAUACGAUUCGUGGGAUGUA
Cadophora gregata is the source of this 1314-nucleotide messenger RNA. RefSeq lists its product as uncharacterized. Gene Ontology annotation, molecular function: protein-arginine omega-N monomethyltransferase activity. The transcript has 5 exons. The record is from RefSeq and is a predicted model, not a curated record. Bases 1 to 618 code for a protein of 205 amino acids. Lineage: Eukaryota; Fungi; Ascomycota; Leotiomycetes; Helotiales; Ploettnerulaceae. Gene Ontology annotation, biological process: peptidyl-arginine methylation.